Messenger RNA from Nicotiana tabacum (common tobacco), 1915 nucleotides. Its product is annotated as bZIP transcription factor 29. Gene Ontology annotation, cellular component: nucleus. Gene Ontology annotation, biological process: regulation of DNA-templated transcription. Gene Ontology annotation, molecular function: DNA-binding transcription factor activity. NCBI's taxonomy places the organism in Eukaryota, Viridiplantae, Streptophyta, Magnoliopsida, Solanales, Solanaceae. The record is from RefSeq and is a predicted model, not a curated record.
CCCACCCUCUUGUCAUUGUAUGCAAUCCAAAGUUUUUGUCUUUUCACUUCUUGUCUUUCUUUAUAAUUCUACCGUAAUCACCGCCAUUUUCAGCGGGAAAGUUCUGCUUAAUUCCCAUGUUCCAAUCUUUUUUUAACCCUUCACUUUAUUAACGAUGUGGAGUUGUGUCAUCACGUUGGAGAGUAGCUUCAGGUGAGAGUGAGCUUUAUAAUCUGAUGGAAAGUGGUGAAGUUCUUUGAUCAUAAGAUAUAACUAGAACUGCGAAAUUUGAAGCUACUCGACGUACUAGCCUUAUAACGGAGUUAUCCGAUAGUGUUUUCAAACUUAGGGGAGGAUUUCGAUCAAGUUGUUUCCGAGUUUGUUGUUUUGCUAUUGUAUUACCUGAUUCUGAUGGCUCAGCCUAAUUCUAAGCCACCCAUCAGCCAUAAUUUUGGUGGGGGAGCUUCUCAUACAAGGUCUUUAUCUCAACCGAGUAUUUUCUCAAACAAUGGCCUUCCCCCAUUGAGCCCGUUUCCUCAUAGUGAGUCAUCUAUGGCCUCAGCCAACUCUAGUUUGAAGGACACAUCGAUGGAGGAAGUUGAUGUUAGUUCCCGAGGACCACCAUUUGUCUCCUCUUCAACAAGGGAAAACACAUUUCGAUAUAGUGAUAGUCUUCCUCCUAAGAAAGGGCAUCGUCGCUCUAAUAGUGAUGUUCCGUUGGGAUUCUCAGCUAUGAUUCAGUCUUCACUGCAGUUGAUGCCCAUAAGUGGCCAGGGAGUUCUGGGUGGAGCAACGCUGCUUGGAGAUCCCUUGCGAAGGAAAUCAGGGGGAGAGGUAGUGGACAAGUUGUCUUCGUACAUGAAUCUGGAAAACAUGGAGGCAUUGAACUCUUCUAUUACCGAGGAUAAAGUCAAGGAUAGCAUUGCCAGUCGCACAAAGUUAAGCAGUGGCGACAGCAGCAAUAACGAAGCAGAAAGUGUCUCGAAAGGAACUAGUAUCAAGAGGAGUGCUGAUGUAGAUAUUACUCCCACCACCCGACAUUUUAGGAGUCUUUCAAUGGAUAGUGCUAUUGGAAGUUUUCAAUAUGGUGAAGAGUCACCAAAAUUAACAACUUCCCUGGUAAACUGUCCGGGGCAGCUUUCAUCAAGUAAGUCUGGAAAUGAAAACUCAGACAAGAUCAAUUUCGACUUAGGAAACAGUGAAUUUAGUGAAGCUGAGAUGAGAAAGAUUAUGGCUGAUGAAAGACUGGCAGAGAUUGUAGUUUCAGAUUCUAAACGUGCCAAAAGGAUAUUGGCCAAUCGUCAGUCAGCAGCUCGAUCCAAGGAACGUAAAUUGCGCUAUAUUUCAGAGUUGGAAUAUAACGUUCAGACUCUUCAAACAGAAGCAACCACUUUGUCCACACAAGUGACCAGCCUACAGAAAGAUUUUAAUGAGCUUACAAGCUUGAACAAUGAGCUGAGAUUUCGCCUUCAAGCCAUGGAACAACAAGCACAGCUCAGAGAUGCUCUGCACGAGGCAUUAACUGCAGAAGUCAAGCGUUUAAAGCUUACAAUGGGGGAACUCAAGGAAGGACGGUUGCCUAAUAGCAUUGCGCGACAGAUGCCCAUGAAACCUAAUAUGUUCCAGAAGCAGCGUCAGCAGUCUAGUGAAAUCCAACAAUUUUCUGUUGCGAAACCAAACACUGCAACAAAGGCUUCAGCUACACCUGCAUCAGCCUAGUUGGUCAAAACAAAGCACCGGGGUGGUGAGACAGUGCUAAAAUGUGAGCUCUUGGAUUACUUAUAUAAGUAUUGGUCUCAAACGGUAAACAGUGCUAAAAUGUGAGCUCUUGGAUUUGUAUUUACACAGCUUUGUAUCCUUUUGGAUAGUAUUUAUUCAUUCACGUAAUAGACAUUGCACUGAUUAUAAUGAAAAAUAGAGUCGGACUUCAAGCCAA